Parastagonospora nodorum SN15 is the source of this 699-nucleotide messenger RNA. RefSeq lists its product as hypothetical. Lineage: Eukaryota; Fungi; Ascomycota; Dothideomycetes; Pleosporales; Phaeosphaeriaceae. Gene Ontology annotation, molecular function: hydrolase activity, hydrolyzing O-glycosyl compounds. The record is from RefSeq and is a predicted model, not a curated record. The coding region runs from base 1 to 699 and encodes 232 amino acids. Gene Ontology annotation, biological process: xylan catabolic process. The transcript is spliced from 2 exons.
AUGGUCGCUUUCUCUUCUAUUCUACUUGCUCUCGGCAGCGCCACUGCGGCGUUUGCCUCGCCACUCAACCUCUACACCGACCUCCAGAAGCGUGACGAGGGCGCCCUGAACACCAGGUCCACACCUUCCGGCACCGGCACCAACAACGGUUUCUUCUACUCCUUCUGGACGGACGGCCAAGGCUCAGUCACCUACAACAACGGUGCCGCCGGAAGCCUCCAGUACAAUGUACAAUGGUCCAACGUCGGCAACUUCGUCGCCGGCAAGGGCUGGAACCCCGGCGGUGUCCGCAACGUCACCUACUCCGGUACCUGGAACGCCGCCAACGUCAACAGCUACAUCUCGCUCUACGGCUGGACACGCAACCCCUUGAUUGAGUACUACAUCGUCGAAACCUACGGCUCGUACAACCCUGGCUCUGCUGCGCAGAAGAAGGGCACCGUCACCACCGACGGCAGCACAUACGACAUCUUGCAGACGACCCGUACUAACCAGCCUAGCAUCGACGGCACGUCGACAUUCCAGCAGUUCUGGUCUGUUAGGCAGCAGAAGCGUGUGGGCGGAACGAUUAACGUCCAGGCGCAUUUUGAUGCGUGGGCUAAGUUUGGGCAGAAGCUAGGCACGCAUAACUAUCAGAUCAUCGCAACUGAAGGAUAUCAGAGCUCUGGAAGUGCUUCCAUCACGGUCAAUGGCCCGUAG